AUGCUUCUGAGGCCUCAAUUUUGGCGUGGUCAGCAACAUGGAGCUCGAAGUGGUGUUGUGCAUGCGAGACAUAUGAGACCUCUCUGUGAGAGAAUAUCGUCUGAGGUUACCGAAAUUGAAGAUAAUCCAAAGAAUAUAGUCCUCUUCAUGCCCUAUCUACACUGGGAUACCGACAGAAUGAGAAACAAGAUGGCGAAGAUGAUUGAUAUCGAGUCGGAGCAGCAGCGCAAAAGAAACGAAAACAUCGCCUACGAGAAACGCAAGACACGCAUAGAACAGAGGAAGGACUUGGAGCCGGGUGCGAAGCGCAUAUUACACACAGACAACAGGGAUCAAAACGAUGAAAAGACGACUCAGAGCGGCGACCAGAAGCGCUCGACGGCCCCGUCACAAGGUGUGAACGAUCUGGCUGAUUUGAUGGACAGACUUGUUUCUGUCGGUAGAAGCAAACAGCGGAUUGAAAUAGAUGACAAUGGCAGGCUCAAGAUCAACAAUCCUCUCGGACAGUACCUGAUUGACGCGGCAAGACUCUACGAAGCCAUAUCUACUUAUCGAGACCAACGAAUGCUGGAGAAGUAUCUGUACCAUGAUCCACCUCUUCACCCCCGCCGAACGCUUGAUCAGUCCUACUACUGGACCUUGAAGACCACUAAGGUCCGAGACAGGGACCAGGUUGUCUAUCGGGGAACAAAUAUGAAUCUGGAUUUUUGUCACCGACUCGAGCCACAGCCAACUACAACAGAGUCCGGUCCAUGGAGCCGGCUCAAGGCAGUAUUCCAUCAAAGCUCGGAUAACGACAAUGUCGACGUCACACUGAAGUGGACUGACCACUGGGACAAGACGGAUAAACAUGGCUGUGAGCACUGCCGGAGUGACAUUCGCAAAAUCUCUCAGCUCGUGAUGGUCGAUCAGCUCUGGAUGUGGGUUUUAGACGAGAAGACAAUUAUCACCUCAUUUCCCAAGCGCUACGGGUUCAACAAGCAGGAUCUUUCGGGGGUGCACAAGUCUAUCCGUCAAAGGCUGAAGUUUGCCCGCAAGAAUCAGGUCAGGUCGGUGUAUGACUUGGCUCUGAUCAUCCUCGACGAAUGUUGCAACACCUUCUUUGAUCGAACCAAAACUGAGGACAGCCAACCACAGGUGAUGGACAUCUUUUCAGAAGCUAUUGGUAAUGUGACGAAUCAACACACGAUAUCCUUCCAACAUGUCUGGCAUUGGACACAAAAGGCAUCCAAAAUCUACCGCUCGAGAUCCAAGUACAUCGACUCAUCUGACCUGCACGUGCCCCUCUUGGACAUUCAUCCAGAAGGGAAGCUGCAAAGAGAGGUCAAGGACAUCAUUGAUGAGCUCGACAUCAUGAUUCAUGUUCACAAGAAGCAGAGAGAGGUGAUCAAACGGUUUUGCAAGCAUGUAGAGCACAUUCUCGAUCCCGACGGCCGGUGGAAGGAAGGCGCUGUCCAACAUGACCGAGGGAUGUCAAGAAGGGCACUCAGUACCACCGAGAACAUGGAAAAGUAUAUCAAAAUGGAGGAGAAGCGCGACCAGCUUCUGUGGUUUCGAAUGCAGUCUCAAGAACUUCUUGCCGAAGUGGACGAUCGACUUGAUGAGCUUGAGGGGUUGAAGAAGGGGGCUGAGAGUACGGCCCAAAGUGUCACCGAUCUUCUGUCUCUCAAGCAACAACAGGCAAGUGUCGUUCAGGCAUGGGAAUCGGUCAAGCAAGCCGAAGAGGCAGUUCGCCAGGGGCGGGCUAUCAUGAUGUUUACUGUCAUCACUAUUAUCUUUCUCCCCUUGUCAUUUAUUGCCUCGAUAUUUGGCAUGAACAAUUACGAAUUUGGCGGCAGCGAUAAUCCAUGGAGUGUAUGGGAGCAACUAAAGUUCAUUUUGCCCAUUUCCUUUGGCGUCAUUUUCCUUUCCGUAGUCAUUGCCUUUUCCAACCUCCUUCGCGCCUUCAUAUGGUCUCUGUUCAAACUGUUCACCACCUCGGUGCUUAUAUACUCCGGUCUCUAUCGAUUCUGGCUCACCUUUAGUGACGAGUGGUGCUCGACUUCGAUGAUGCAGAAAACGGAGAAAAUGGUGCAGGACAUGAAGGAAGAGGUGAGGAGGGCGAAGAAGCUGCGUCGGAACCAACGAAGUCAAAAGAAGAAGCAGAAAGAGGACGGGAAGGGAAAGAAAGGCAGAGACGGAAAGGACUCCCAAGAUGAGGACAAAAAUCAGGAGAAAGCUACCAGGCAUGCCAAUGGGAAUGGAAUACAGACUGUUCACUUCUUCACAGAAAUGGGACAGGAGCAGCGACGCAAUACCACGGGUCGACGGUCCUGGGAUAAACGGCGACGGGAUAAGUCCCCGCAUCUUCGAGUGAGCACAUGGCCUCGCGACACGUCACCCAAUGCUUGUGGAUCGACUAGCGCCCAUCCAAGAGUGUCACAUCAUGAAGAGAGAGAUAACAGAUCUGCGCAAGACAUGAACGGAAGCCAGCUGAACGGGGACGAUGGAAGUGGAAGCCCUGCAGGGCUUACAGUUCGGGGGUCUGAUAAUAAUGUUUAGGGCGUCUUUGCAACCUUUUGGGGAGGAAACUUUGUCAGCGUGUCGGGGUGUCACUAUGGCUGGUCUCACAAUGUUAAAAGAACAAAGUCUUGGAUUGCUACCUUUGGAAAACCUCCUUCGCAUAGCUGCACUGAUAUCUACUACAAAUUCCAG
This is a messenger RNA of Podospora pseudopauciseta, 2694 nucleotides long. RefSeq lists its product as uncharacterized. NCBI's taxonomy places the organism in Eukaryota, Fungi, Ascomycota, Sordariomycetes, Sordariales, Podosporaceae. The record is from RefSeq and is a predicted model, not a curated record. Gene Ontology annotation, biological process: metal ion transport; transmembrane transport. Gene Ontology annotation, molecular function: metal ion transmembrane transporter activity. Gene Ontology annotation, cellular component: membrane. Bases 1 to 2541 code for a protein of 846 amino acids. The transcript is spliced from 8 exons.